UUUACCAUUUCGCGCGAUCAAAUGUUGAGGCUGGCUACGAUUUUUCCCGGGAAAAUAAACUAGAAAGAAAGAACAGGAAAACAAAACCUGUGGGGCUUUGAAUUCGCCACAUUUCCGAAAACUGCUCCAACCACAUAAACUACUCAGUAACUCAGCUCAGCUCAUCUCUCUACUAUUCUUCAACAAUCUGUACGUUCUUCGCAUUCUGGAGCUAGGGUUUAUCGGUUUAAAGCUUCCGAUGUUUGCUUCUUGCGCAACAUCGCUUUCACUAAGAACGGAGUUUUUCAGUCCCAACAAUCCCCGGUUUGUUGCGCCUGCCAGAACCUAUCACCACAGAAGCAAAUGUGAAAUCAAUAGGAGGGGUUUCGGUCUGAGAGGAAUUGUGGCUGCGGGAGUUUCGAUGAUGGGUUCUUCUUUGAUGACUGAGCCCGUUGGAGGAAUGGAGAGAUUACCAUUCAAACCGGAGGGCUACAAUUUUUGGUCGUGGCGAGGUCACAAAAUACAUUAUGUGGAGCAAGGAGAGGGGCUUCCAAUUGUUCUUAUUCAUGGCUUUGGUGCUUCUGCAUUUCAUUGGAGGUACAACAUACCUGAGUUGGCCAAAAGAUACAAGGUUUAUGCCAUAGACUUGCUAGGAUUUGGCUGGAGCGACAAAGCAAUUAUCGAGUAUGAUGCCAUGGUAUGGAGAGAUCAGGUUCUAGAUUUCUUAAAGGAGAUAGUGAAAGAACCGGCAAUAUUAGUUGGAAACAGUCUUGGAGGAUUUACUGCUUUAAUUACAGCAGCUGGGUCACCUGAGCAAGUGUUUGGUGUUGCACUAUUAAACUCUGCAGGACAGUUUGGAAAUGCAAAUAGUGACAACAAUAAGUCUGAAGAUACAGUUCUACAGAAGUUUGUCUUAAAACCAUUGAAGGAAGCUUUUCAGCGUAUAGUUCUUGGAUUUGUAUUCUGGCAAUCAAAGCAACCAGCUCGCAUUGAAUCCGUAUUGAAGAGUGUAUAUAUAAAUACCUCCAAUGUGGAUGACUAUCUUAUUGAAUCAAUAACAAGACCAACAGCUGACCCUAAUGCCGGAGAAGUUUAUUACAGAUUAAUGACGCGGUUCAUGUUUAACCAGGGCAAGUACACUCUAGACGGUGUCUUGAGUAAACUCUCUUGCCCGUUGUUGUUGCUCUGGGGUGACCUAGACCCGUGGGUUGGUCCAGCCAAAGCUAGUCGAAUAAAAGAAUUCUAUCCAAACACAUCCCUUGUAAACCUACAGGCAGGACACUGCCCGCAUGAUGAAGUUCCAGAGCUUGCCAAUCGGGCUUUAGUGGAAUGGUUAUCAACCUUGACACCCAAAGCUGCCCUCCUUACACCCUGAAUGUGUACUAUUUUUUCAUACUUUUACAGCUUAGUAGUAGCUCACAUGUUACAUUAAGGUUUUACAUGUAGUUUAAUUGUAAAUUCUUUUUUUUUUUUUCGUGGUUGUUGUUGAUACUAUUGUUACUGCUGUUAAAUUCAAGCUUUUAUGUGAAGAGAUUUCUAACA
Molecule: messenger RNA, 1521 nt
Organism: Malania oleifera
Lineage: Eukaryota; Viridiplantae; Streptophyta; Magnoliopsida; Santalales; Ximeniaceae
Product: pheophytinase, chloroplastic
Exons: 7
Coding region: 239-1354 (371 amino acids)
Cellular component (GO): chloroplast
Source: RefSeq, a predicted model, not a curated record